ACCGACCCCGCGUUCACGGACGGUGUCCUCUGGCAGGCGGCCGGAGAACGGACACGCGACACCGACAGCGUUGCGGCAGUGUUCGUGGCAGUGUACGGUCACACGCAGCCAUGCAGGCACAUGAACGGUCGCCGUACCUGGACUGUGCCCAGGUCCACCACGAGUCCGACUUCAAAUACGAGAGAUACUGUACGCUCGUGGGUAACGUCACACCAGCCGCUGCCGAUGAUAUCAGCAGCGAUGACGCCAUCAAAGUCGCCCACAAGAAUCAAAUCGGAAUGGUCCUGUUUGGACUGGGGCGUGCAGGCAUGAUUCAUCUGAGCAAUCUGCUGGCAAACCCACGCGUAUCGCUCCUUUACGUGGUGGAGAUGGAGAGGGCGCGCUACGACUCGGUGCGCGCACGCUGGGGCGACCGCACGCCGGCGCUCGUGCUCCCUCAGGACAGCGCCACCGCCCUGGCCGACCCCAGGGUGGACGCGGUAGUGGUGGCCACGCCCACGUUCACCCACUUCGAGGUCAUCCAGCAGGCGCUCGACGCCGGCAAGAUGGUGUUCUCCGAGAAGCCGAUCGCUGAGAACGCCGAGCAGUCGCGACUGUGCUACGAGACGGCUGCCAAGCUAGGCCUGACCGUCUUCUGCGCGUUCAACAGGCGGUUUGACCCGGCGUUCCAGGCGAUCCAGCAGGCGGCGCGCCGCGGGGACGUCGGCAAGGUGCACACGAUCAAAACGGUGGCCCGCGACUCGCCUCUGCCCCCCAUCGCGUAUCUCAAGAUCUCAGGUGGUAUCUUCCACGACUGCGCGGUGCAUGACAUCGACCUGAUCUGCUGGGUGCUGGGUGAGUUCCCGCGGCGCGCGCUCGCCUCCGCCUCGGCCCACAUCGCUGAGAUCGCUGCCAUCGGCGACCACGACACGGUGGCCAUCGUGCUGGAGUUCGACAGCGGCACUAUCGGCACCAUCGACAUCAGCAGGAACGCGGUGUACGGCUACGACCAGCGACUUGAGGUGUUUGGGCCCAAGGGCCUGCUGACGGCAGAGAACGAGCGGCCAGUGAAUGUGCGUCACCAGACGUCCAGCGGCGACACAGCCGUACCCUUCUACUUCUCCUUCCCCUCCCGCUACUCCGAGGGAUACGUCCUCGAGCUGGAGGCCUUCCUGGAUCACGUACAGGGUAAAAUUCCGCUGCCCAUCCUGCCCGAGGACAGCUUGAGAGUGAGCAAGAUUGCCUCGGCCUGCGAGGAGUCGCUGCGCACGGGGGCGUUUGUCACCAUCGACUACGCCCAGUGAGCGGCAGUGGCGGGCCGGAGCCCAGCUGGCCUCCAUCAGGGCGGUGAACCUCUCCGCCAGACAUCGCGAGGACGCGCCGGCCUCCGAGGUCGCCACACGCCCCAGCGCUAGGCACGCCGCCGGACGUCGGCUGCUGCGUCCUGUAAACAUUGGCUCCGGUUCAGCCGCCGCGUGUCAUCUGUGCAUGUCUGGCUAGUGGUGCGUUGUUUAUGUUACGGGUAGUAAGCCGGGAUAAUGUCACCCAUUUUUGUGGCGGGGGAGGGACGGGGUCGUAAAACCGUCACUACACUUG
Pollicipes pollicipes is the source of this 1575-nucleotide messenger RNA. Its product is annotated as inositol 2-dehydrogenase. The record is from RefSeq and is a predicted model, not a curated record. The transcript has 8 exons. Bases 111 to 1283 code for a protein of 390 amino acids. Gene Ontology annotation, molecular function: nucleotide binding; oxidoreductase activity. NCBI's taxonomy places the organism in Eukaryota, Metazoa, Arthropoda, Thecostraca, Pollicipedomorpha, Pollicipedidae. Gene Ontology annotation, biological process: NADPH regeneration. Gene Ontology annotation, cellular component: cytoplasm.